Messenger RNA from Mandrillus leucophaeus (drill), 2821 nucleotides. It is a transcript of the gene SULF2, whose product is annotated as sulfatase 2. The transcript has 16 exons. The record is from RefSeq and is a predicted model, not a curated record. Bases 44 to 1873 code for a protein of 609 amino acids. Gene Ontology annotation, molecular function: glycosaminoglycan binding; N-acetylglucosamine-6-sulfatase activity. Gene Ontology annotation, cellular component: endoplasmic reticulum; plasma membrane; cell surface. NCBI's taxonomy places the organism in Eukaryota, Metazoa, Chordata, Mammalia, Primates, Cercopithecidae.
GCCAAGCUACAACUACGCGCCCAACCCGGACAAACACUGGAUCAUGCGCUACACAGGGCCCAUGAAGCCCAUCCACAUGGAAUUCACCAACAUACUCCAGCGGAAGCGCUUGCAGACCCUCAUGUCGGUGGACGACUCCAUGGAGACGAUUUACAACAUGCUGGUUGAGACGGGCGAGCUGGACAACACGUACAUCGUGUACACCGCCGACCACGGCUACCACAUCGGCCAGUUUGGCCUGGUCAAAGGGAAAUCCAUGCCGUACGAGUUUGACAUCAGGGUCCCGUUCUAUGUGAGGGGCCCCAACGUGGAAGCUGGCUCUCUGAAUCCCCACAUCGUCCUCAACAUUGACCUGGCCCCCACCAUCCUGGACAUCGCAGGCCUGGACAUACCCGCGGAUAUGGACGGGAAAUCCAUCCUCAAGCUGCUGGACACGGAGCGGCCGGUGAAUCGGUUUCACUUGAAAAAGAAGAUGAGGGUCUGGCGGGACUCUUUCCUGGUGGAGAGAGGCAAACUGCUACACAAGAGAGACAAUGACAAGGUGGACGCCCAGGAGGAGAACUUUCUGCCCAAGUACCAGCGUGUGAAGGACCUGUGUCAGCGUGCUGAGUACCAGACGGCGUGUGAGCAGCUGGGACAGAAGUGGCAGUGUGUGGAGGACGCUACGGGGAAGCUGAAGCUGCAUAAGUGCAAGGGCCCCCUGCAGCUGGGUAGCAGCAGAGCCCUCUCCAACCUCGUGCCCAAGUACUACGGGCAGGGCAGCGAGGCCUGCACCUGUGACAGCGGGGACUACAAGCUCAGCCUGGCCGGACGCCGGAAAAAGCUCUUCAAGAAGAAGUACAAGGCCAGCUACGCCCGCAAUCGCUCCAUCCGCUCAGUGGCCAUCGAGGUGGACGGCAGGGUGUACCACGUAGGCCUGGGUGAUGCCGCCCAGCCCCGAAACCUCACCAAGCGGCACUGGCCAGGGGCCCCUGAGGACCAAGAUGACAAGGAUGGUGGGGACUUCAGUGGCACUGGAGGCCUUCCCGACUACUCAGCCGCCAACCCCAUUAAAGUGACACAUCGGUGCUACAUCCUAGAGAAUGAUACAGUCCAGUGUGACCUGGACCUGUACAAGUCCCUGCAGGCCUGGAAGGACCACAAGCUGCACAUCGACCAUGAGAUUGAAACCCUGCAGAACAAAAUUAAGAACCUGAGGGAAGUCCGAGGUCACCUGAAGAAAAAGCGGCCAGAAGAAUGUGACUGUCACAAAAUCAGCUACCACACCCAGCACAAAGGCCGCCUCAAGCACAAAGGCUCCAGUCUGCAUCCUUUCAGGAAGGGUCUGCAAGAGAAGGACAAGGUGUGGCUGUUGCGGGAGCAGAAGCGCAAGAAGAAACUCCGCAAGCUGCUCAAGCGCCUGCAGAACAACGACACGUGCAGCAUGCCAGGCCUCACGUGCUUCACCCACGACAACCAGCACUGGCAGACGGCGCCUUUCUGGACACUGGGGCCUUUCUGUGCCUGCACCAGCGCCAACAAUAACACGUACUGGUGCAUGAGGACCAUCAACGAGACUCACAAUUUCCUCUUCUGUGAAUUUGCAACUGGCUUCCUAGAGUACUUUGAUCUCAACACAGACCCCUACCAGCUGAUGAACGCAGUGAACACACUGGACAGGGAUGUCCUCAACCAGCUACAUGUACAGCUCAUGGAGCUGAGGAGCUGCAAGGGUUACAAGCAGUGUAACCCCCGGACUCGAAACAUGGACCUGGGACUUAAAGAUGGAGGAAGCUAUGAGCAAUACAGGCAGUUUCAGCGUCGAAAGUGGCCAGAAAUGAAGAGACCUUCUUCCAAAUCACUGGGACAACUGUGGGAAGGCUGGGAAGGUUAAGAAACAACAGAGGUGGACCUUCAAAAACACAGAGGCAUCAACUGACUGCGCAGGCAACGAAAAACCACGUGGGUGAUUUCCAGCAGACCUAUGCUAUUGGCCAGGAGGCCUGAGAAAGCAAGCACUCACUCUCAGUCAACAUGGCAGAUUCUGGAGGAUAACCAGCAGGAGCAGAGAGAACUUCAAGAAGUCCAUUUUUGCCCCUGCUUUUGCUUUGGAUUAUACCUCACCAGCUGCACAAAAUGCAUUUUUUUCGUAUCAGAAAGUCACCACUAACCCUCCCCAGAAGCUCACAAAGGAAAACGAAGAGAGCGAUCGAGAUUUCCUUGGAAAUUUCCCCCAAGGGCGAAAGUCAUUGGAAUUUUUAAAUCAUAGGGGAAAAGCAGUCCUGUUCUAAAUCCUCUUAUUCUUUUGGUUUGUCACAAAGAAGGAACUAAGAAGACAGAGGCAACGUGGAGAGGCUGAAAACAGUGCAGAGAGUUCGACAAUGAGUCAGCAGCACAAAAGAGAUGACAUUUACCUGGCACUCUAAACCCUGGUUGCCUCUGAAGAAACUGCCUUCACUGUAUAUAUGUGACUAUUUACAUGUAAGCAACAUGGGAACUUUUAGGGGAACCUAAUAAGAAAUCCCAAUUUUCAGGAGUGGUGGUGUCAAUAAACGCUCUGUGGCCAGUGUAAAAGAAAAUCCCUCACAGUUGUGGACAUUUCUGUUCCUGUCCAGAUACCGUUUCUCCUAGUAUUUCUUUGUUAUGUCCCAGAACUGAUGUUUUUUUUUUUUUUUAAGGUACUGAAAAGAAGUUGAUGUAUGUCCCAAGUUUUGAUGAAACUGUAUUUGUAAAAAAAAUUUUGUAGUAUAAGUAUUGUCAUACAGUGUUCAAAACCCCAGCCAAUGACCAGCAGUUGGUAUGAAGAAACCUUUGACAUUUUGUAAAAGGCCAUUUCUUGGGA